Molecule: messenger RNA, 1474 nt
Organism: Melanaphis sacchari
Lineage: Eukaryota; Metazoa; Arthropoda; Insecta; Hemiptera; Aphididae
Gene: TBCC
Product: tubulin-specific chaperone C
Exons: 2
Coding region: 453-1418 (321 amino acids)
Biological process (GO): post-chaperonin tubulin folding pathway; tubulin complex assembly
Cellular component (GO): cytoplasm
Molecular function (GO): tubulin binding
Source: RefSeq, a predicted model, not a curated record
AAAUUACUGUUUACCUUUGGUUGGCGUCAUAUGGUCAUAGCCGACUGAUUUUCUUAGGGCAUCGCGCACUUUUCCCGAAAUCAUGGAAAAUUCAAAAAGUAUAUAGUGUAGAUAGGUAAUACAGCAUUUUCAACUGUGACUUGACAGUUUAGCCGAUUCUUUGUUAUAGUCCCACGCUCUCGUCGCCCAAAAAGCGUCAAGACGCUUAAGACAUUCCACAGUUACCAGACGCCAAUUUUUAUUGUAUAAUGCUCACUAAGAAGACGAUUAAUGCUGUAAACGUUGGCCUUUUAUUAACCACUAUUUUUGUGUGGUCAUAUGUUGUUGCUGCUGCUCGGAUUAUUCAUGAUCAAACAUCAUUUUGUAAUUAACAAAUCAUUAUAUCUAAAAUAAUUAUUUUUACUUAUAUUAAAAAGUCCUUUUACUAAUUGUCUUGGUUCUGUGAACUAAACAUGGAAUCAGCUACUGCAGAAGAACCAAUUAAUCAAAAGUCUUCAUUUGAUUUGUCAUUCAAGACAAAAUCAAAAGAAAUUAAUGACAUGUUGAUUGAUAUUGAAAACAAAUCUAUCAAAACUGAUAAUUUCCAUGAUAUUUUACAAAAAAUUAAUGAACUUCAAGAAUUAUUAAAUGAUUCGAAGACAUUUUUGCCUGCCUAUAAUAUGAAAAAGUGUUCAGAUGAGAUCAAGGAUAUAACUAAGCGUUAUGAACAAUUGCAUGUAAAAUUACAGCCCAAAAAGAAAUUUACUUUUGGUAAACAACCAACUCGACAACCAACUACACCAGAAGCUAAAGCUAAAGCUGAAGAAAAGUUUGAACCAAUAAGUGAACCUAAAGUUUAUAAAGAAGACUGCGGAUUUAAAAACCGUUCUGAUGAAAAUCAUUUAAUACUUAAGGAAGAUGAAUCUUUUAUGAAAGAUGUAGCUUUGGAUACAUUAACCAAUUGCAUUGUCCUUAUUUGUGGUACACCUAGUACUGUGCGUGCGACGUCAUUGACACAGUGCCAUGUAUAUGUAUGUGCAACAACAUCAAUUUUUAUUGAGAACUGUAAGGAUUCAGUAUUUAUUUGUGCUUCUCAACAGUUACGUAUUCAUGAUACUUUUGAUACUAGUUUCUAUAUUUAUGUAACCAGUAGCGCUAUAAUUGAAAACUCUAAACAGUUACAAUUUGCUCCUCUUUCACUUAAAGGUUUAAUACUUAAAAAAGCAUUUGAAAUGGCUAAGUUUGAUGAAUCUAAGAAUAAUUGGAAAAUUGUAAAUGAUUUUGAUUGGUUGUCAUCUUAUGAACCAUCGCCAAAUUGGUGUGAAAUACCAGAACAAGAGCGCAAACAACCAUAUGAAGACAAUAUGUUGUUGUACUUAUACCCAGCGUUAUUAAACCAGGAAUCAAUAUUUCCAGCUGGUUAUUACGACAAUAAAUAAAUAACUUUUUUUUAAUAACUUAAAUUAAUUUAUUUUUUUAAUAACCAAUUAAUUUU